Staurois parvus is the source of this 477-nucleotide messenger RNA. The record is from the annotation of a GenBank genome assembly. Lineage: Eukaryota; Metazoa; Chordata; Amphibia; Anura; Ranidae.
AUGUACAUACACAGAAAUACACAUGCACAGACACAUGUACAUACACACAGACACAUGUACAUACAUACACAGACACAUGUACAUACAUACAUACACAGACACAUGUACAAACAGACACAUGUACAUACACGCAGACAUGUACAGAUACACACAUGUACUGUACAUGCAUACACAGACACACACACACGCACGCUGUUAGACACACACACACCUAUAAAAAGUUGCAGUACUUCGUUGUUCACUCAGAGAGCUGGGUACUGCACUCUAGGGGGAGGCAGAGAGCACAGCACACACUCCUUCCUUUGCUUUCACUGCGCUCAGCUAUUGAGCAGUCUGACGGUUCCCAGUGCCAAUGACAGAUUUGGCCUGAGCUCCGAGCCUGCUCAGCAAGAUGGCCCUGGGGGACGCACUCGCCCCUACCAUAAUUUCCACUCGCCAUUGGCAAGUGGGUGAGUGGAAAUUUCAAGGCCUGUUCUA